GUUCGGAGUUCAGGAGGGUAGCUUCCUUUCACCAUUUCGCCAUUUGACAUUACGCUUUCAUCAUGUCAAAGUAAAUUUCUGAAAUUUGUUUUAAAUUUGAGGCAGUGAUAAUAUUUUCGGGCUGUGCUUUUUUAGAAGUGGCUCCUGGUGAUAACUCUUCUUGAUUUAAAGAUUAAGACUGAAAAGGAAAAGGGUACUGUAUGGAUCUGAUCUGAUACAAGACAUAAAUCAUUUUCUUUCAAUAUGAAUUCAGGCUGUGGCACAAAGAAUGAAACUCUUUCAAAAGUAGGAGUAUCUGACAAAUUAUCUGAUGAUCAACUUUUGGAAAAAUUUAACAUAAAAAAGUGUUCAGUAAUACUUGAACGCUUGAAGUCUAGUGAAUAUGAUGCAGCUGUCAUCAAAUCAUCUUCUCAGAAAAUAACAGAAUGUAAUAGACCUUUUGAUUUGAAUGGAGAAUUUCAAGGCUCACAGGCUUCAGGAAAGCAAAAUGAGCAUAAUGUUGGAAUCAAUCCAGUUCGCAUUGCCAGAAAAUUAACAUAUUAUGGAACAGGUCCAGAUAUUGUAAUAGUUAAAGAAAUACCAUUUCUUUCAGUAAAUACAGAAGAAGAUACAGAAGAAGAGGCGAGUUGGAAGAAGGGAUUAAUUAUAGAAAAAAUGGAUAUUCGUGAGCAUUUAAACCGUUAUGUUCCAGAAAUCGAAGAAGAUAUGGGAAAAUGCAAAUCAACUUUUCCACCCCGUUUGUAUAAUAGAAGCAGGCGACCAGCUAAAUUUUUUAAAAGAAAUACAGAAAACAUUGUUGAAACUGUGAAAGCGCAAGAAGAUAUGGCAAAAUGCAAAUCAACUUCUCCACUCCAUUUGAAUAAUAGAAGUAAUCAAUCAGCUGAAAUUUUAAAAAGAAAUACAGAAGACAUAGUUGAAACUGUGAAAGCACAAGAUGAUAUGGCAAAAUGCAAAUCAACUUCUCCACUCCAUUUGAAUAAUAGAAAUAAUCAAUCAGCUGAAAUUUUAAAAAGAAAUGCAGAAAACAUUGUUGAAACUGUGGAAGCGCAAAGGGACAUUUUGAAAAAGCAGGUUAAGCGUCCUAAAAGGAAUAACCAAAAUACAGCUGUUAAGCGUCCUAAAAGGAAUAACCAAAAUACAGCUGUUAAGCGUCCUAAAAGGAAUAACCAAAAUACAGCUGUUAAGCGUCCUAAAAGGAAUAACCAAAAUACAGCUGUUAAGCGUCCUAAAAGGAAUAACCAAAAUACAGCUGUGCAAGCUAUAAGUGAUUCAAAUCAAGAAAGAAAAAAAACAGAGAAAAGAAGAGAUACUGAUCGCAUGAAUCAUGGAAGUAUGAUAAAGAACGAAUCAAUUUCUCAAACCAAAACUUCUCAACUCCAUUUGAAUAAUCGAAUAGAUCCUAAAUUUUUAAAAAUAGAUAGAAGAAGAAUGUUGGAAAGGUAUAGGAUGCGCCAUAAAAGAAGUUAUAUGACUAACCCUGGGAAAGCUGUAAUGGAGAAAAAAAUUUACUAUGAUCUAAGAAAAAAAUAUGGAAUAAAAGAAUGUUUUGUUGUUAUAUCACAAACUCCUGAAAUCCGCGAACUGAUACGACGUAAAUCCUUCAAAGUUCAUUAUGGUCAAGAUUUUUUGAAAAGUAUUGCUCAACAAGCUUACUCGGUAGCUGGAUUAAACGUAGACUUAGACGAGUUAUAUAAGGAGACAAGACUCAGUCAGUUCUCAAGUCUAAGUCAAAAAGGAUUUAAACGUGUGAUCUGGGGAUUUAUAAAGCACAUGUUUAAAUGUGAAUCAUUCAUUAAAAAGAGGCUUGAAAAUAUUGCUAGAGAUCAGGGCAAAUUGGAUGAACAAGUAACAAGAAGGAAGAUGUGGUAUAAUAAUCGGAAUAAUGAAAAUGAUCAUAUAACUGUCGAAGAUAGGAAUAUAGUCCAUAAACUAAUACGCAAACUUUUGAUAAAUAUAAAGUACCCCUUAGUUCUGGCAGACAGAAAUGAAAUAGCUGCUUAUUUAGCCAGAAAACUUGCUCAACAGAAUAAAAUUGACCAUGAAAAGUCUCAACAACCUAACUGUAAUCAUUAUAAUGAAUGUCAUAGUGAAAAGGAGUUUGAUCAUACCCAAAUGUCUAAAAUUUCAUUAAAGAUGGGUGAAAAACUUCAGGAUUUAAAUGAUGAUGGUAAAGAAAAUCAUACUGGAAAGCAGCCACUUAUCUUUGACAGCCAGCAAGACAUUGAGACUGAAACAAUGCAAAAUGAUGAUAAUGAUGCAUCAUCCUAUGUAAGUUCUAAACAAUGUGAAAGUGUGCAAUAUCACUUGCCAGUAAAAUGUCAUCAGACUGCAGUAACAGAAACGGAUUGUAUUCCAUUUCAGUUAACUGACAAUAAUAAGAACACAGAUACAAGAAAUGCGUUGAAGGAAGUUACAUACGAUGCGAGUCCUGAGUGUAAUCCACUGUCCCUAGAUAGAGAAAUUUCUCAAAAUAUGAAGCCUAAUGAUGAUGCUAGUGAAAAUAAAAUCUUUAGUGCAGAAAAUGAGUGCAAUCCACCAACAUUAAGUAAAGAAAUUCCUCUGCAUAUGGAACAUAUUGAUAAUACCACUGAAAAUUUAAGCUUUGAAGCAGCAAGUAAGUGCAAUCCACCAUCAUUAAGUAGAGAAAUUCCUUUGGGAAUGGAGCAUGUUAAUAAUGCCAGUGAAAAUUUAAGUCUUCGUGCAGCAAAUGAGUAUAAUUCACCAACUUUAAGUAGAGAAACUCCUCCGAUUAUAGUGCAUUUUGAUGAUGCCAGUGAAAAUAAAGGCUGUAAUGCAGCAAAUGAUAAUUUUUUUGUCAUUGAUGAUGCUGAUGAUUCUGAUUCUGAUUUUGAAAAAAAGAGUUGUGUUUCAUAUUCAGAGGAAUGCUCUGGAGCAGAUCAGCAGUCGUAAUGAUACUUUAUGAUAACAUUUUGAAAACAUAUAUAUAUAUAUAAUCUCACAUUCAUUGUUUCAUGUUCAUCAUAUUUGUGCUAUUAUCUUGCCAAAGUAAAUUGGUUUCUGAAAUAAAUAGAAACAUUUUCAGUUUAUUGCCAGUAAAAGUUUUGCAUUGAAUAGUUUCGAUCCGCAUUGUUGAAGAAAAGUACUACAAAAUAAAGGAUAUAAGUAUUAGGAUUAUAUCAAAUAUUUCAAUGUUAAAAUAGAAAAAACAAUCAAAAAGUGAAGUUAGUUGCUUUGGUUUAUGAAUGCUGAUUUGAUGCCAAUCAUGAUUUUCCAAUAUCAUUAGUCCUUCUAAUAAACUUGCUAGUAUUAAGUGAAGAAUGUAUAUCUAAUCUUGUUUAUUUUAAUUCUUACAACUAAAAGUUUUUUUUUUUUUUUUUUUUUCAGUUUUGCUUGUUAAAAUUAUAUAUAUUCAUUAUUCCAAAUGAUUAAUUUUGAAAAGUUAAAAUCACUGUAAAUAGAAAAUUUUCCAAUCCCUUGUUUUAGUCCAUGUGUCUGUAUUUGUGCAGAAUUGUGUAAGGUUUAUUACGUGAAAACUUGUCUGUAUAUAAACCACCAUUGUAUAUAACAACCACAGUUUAUAAUAUUUCUUAUAAAUUUGGAUUUUUAUAAAAAAAAAUAUAUAUAUUUCAAUCGUUUGCUGAAUUUUCUUUACAUGGGCCUUAUUUAUAAUUUUUCUAUUAUAUUUAAUUUCAGGAAACAGUUUCAAUUUUGGGAAAAUUAGUAUUUGAAAAUCCAAAGUUUUAAAGAAGUGUAUAUUUAAAAAUGUUUUAUAUUAAUUGAGAGAAAUGUGCUUUUAAUGAAAUUCACAUUAAUGUUUCCCCCCAAAAACCCAAUUAGGAAUUAUUUAAAAAAAAUAAUUUUAAUACCAUUUGAAAAAUUAAAUCAUGCUAUUUAUCUACGAUAUUGCCUCCUAAUUCUCUAAUUAGCAGGACAAUUUUUGAAAACAAUUGGAAAUGUCUUAUUAUUUUAAUGCCUAAUAGAAUUCUAUAUUCACUCGAAAGGAUUUCAAAGACUUUUCUGAUUUUCAUUGUAUACGGAAAUGAUUCAAUUUCAUGAAAAUACGAAGGAACUUUUCUUCUGUGUCCUAAGUGGCCUGAAAUAUGUUGUAAAAAAUAAAAUAAUGUUUAACCUAGAUUAUAUGUAACAAUCUUUUUAUUGUUGGCAGGUAUUUUCAAAUGAUUGUUAAUUUAUUAUUAGUAAAGUGUUUCAUUAAAAUGCUGCCUGGAAAUAAAGUGUUAAAUUAAAAUGUUAUGACAUAUUUCAGGUUACUUUUUUAUUAUAUUAACCUUAUGAAAAUGUAUCUGCUAUUAUCAUUUAUUUCUAAUGAUUGCAUUAUAUCCUAUUUCUACACAAUAUUGUUUAACCAGAAGCUUGUUGUUUAUGAAUAUUGUAAUAACAAAUAAUGGAACAGUUAAGAACUGAUUUUCUUUAUAAUACUUGACUAGUGUUAAUAUUAUACUUUUUUUUUUUUUUUCAAUAUAUAGAGUGUAUUUUUUAACAAUUUAUUUGGCAGCUAGACUAAUAACAUUAUUUAAAUUGACCUGCCUAUGGUUACCUGGUCUGUCUAAUUGGUAAUUCACUUUUGCUCCCAUUCUUGCAGCUAAAAGUUUUUUUGCAGUUUUGCAUAUUAAAAUUAUAUUUUUAUUUAUCAAAAUGGUUAAUUUUAAGAAGUUAAAAUCACUGUAAAUAGAAAGUUUUCCAAACCCUUGCUAGUCCAUGUGUCUGUAUUUUUUCAGAAUUAUGUGGGUUUAUUAGAUGGAAAUCUGGCUGUUUAUAAACAACCAGUGUCUUUUACAGAAUAUCCACUGUUAUAAAAAAUCAAUGAAAUCUAUAAGUUUAUAAUAUUCCUUAUUAAGUUAGAUAAUAAAAAAUAUAUUUAAAUCCUUUGUUGGAUUUUCCGUAAACAGGCCUUAUUAUAAUUUUUAUAUUUAAUUUUGGGAAACAGUUUCAAUUUGGGGAAAAUUAGUAUUUGAAAAUCCAAAGUUUUAAAAAAGUGUAUAUUUAAAAAUGUAUUAUGUUAAUUGAGCCAAAUGUGCAUUUAAUGAAAUUCACUAUGUUUCCCCGAAGAAACCCAGGUAGGAUUAUUAUUAUUAUUAUUAUUUUUAAUUUAGAUACUUUUUGAAAAAUUAAAUCAUGGUAUGUAUCAACAAUAUUGCCUCUUAAUUCUCUAAUUAGCAGGACAUUUUUUGAAAACAAUUGGAAAUGUCUUGUUAUUAUUUUAAUGCCUAAUACAAUUCUAUAUUCACUCAAAAGGAUUUCAAAGACUUUUCUGAUUUUCAUUGUACACAGAAAUUAUUCAAUUUGAUGCAAAUAUAAAGAAACUUUUCUUUUGUUUCCUAAGUGGCCUGAAAUAUGUUGUAAAAAAUAAAAUAAUGUUUAACCUAGAUUAUAUGUAACAAUCUUUUUAUUUUUGGCAGGUAUUUUCAAAUGAUGGUUAAUUUAUUAGUAAAGUGUUUCAUUAAAAUGCUGCAUGGAAAUAAAGUGUAAGAUUAAAAUGUUAUGACAUAUUUCAGGUUACUUUUUUAUUGUAUUAACCUUAUGAAAAUGUAUCUGCUAUUAUCCUUUAUUUCU
Argiope bruennichi is the source of this 5532-nucleotide messenger RNA. RefSeq lists its product as uncharacterized. The record is from RefSeq and is a predicted model, not a curated record. The coding region runs from base 244 to 2910 and encodes 888 amino acids. The transcript is spliced from 3 exons. Lineage: Eukaryota; Metazoa; Arthropoda; Arachnida; Araneae; Araneidae.